This is a messenger RNA of Aspergillus alliaceus, 1509 nucleotides long. Its product is annotated as DUF4452 domain-containing protein. Lineage: Eukaryota; Fungi; Ascomycota; Eurotiomycetes; Eurotiales; Aspergillaceae. The transcript is spliced from 2 exons. The record is from RefSeq and is a predicted model, not a curated record. The coding region runs from base 446 to 1033 and encodes 195 amino acids.
GUAAGUUACAAUGAUUCCCUUGCAAUGCUCCACUCAACUCAGCCCCAUCAGAAUCACACUUGCAGCCCCUCUUGCGUUUUGCCUCCGUCCACUCCGGGCUCUUUUUCUUCGCUCCCGCUCUUCUUUUUCAACUUCUUGUCCCGCCAUCGAUCAGUGAUUCCCCAUCCCACACAACCACUAAACGCUUUUUCGUCUCUUCGCUUUCAAUUUUCUUCUCGUCUCGUCUCGUCUCGUCUCGUCUCCUUCAGUAAUAUUUCUAUUCCCUCUCGUCAUCUCUUGAAUUACAUUCCAACCGACCCUUUGUCAUUCUUCAUACCAUUUCCUUUUUCAAAAGUCUGUUUACCAGGAUUCCAGCGUGCUGGUCCCUUGAUUUAUUAUCCACCUUGAAAUAUCAACGAUAUAACGGCUCUGUUUCUUCCGUUUUAUUUGCCACGACCACGCCAAAAUGUCGACAUUCUUCUACCAGCAACAGCAGCAUACUCACCACGGCGCCGCUGCCCAUAUGCAAUCCUCCAAUAACCACCAUGGUGGGCGCUCUCGGCGAGGACCCAAGAUGGCUGCUCAAAGCGCCCAGCGCCAGUUCCGAGGUGUAAAAAGCAUGAGGGAGCUCGCCGAAGCUCCUGCAGUGACUGCUUUCCGCGCAAGGUUCGAGGCUGGAAGGUCUUUCGAUUUGGAUGAUGACCUGGAAUUCUGCCCCAGUCUCCUGACCGAGGACGAUCUUCACUCAAUUCACUCCGCCUCCUCAGAUCGGUCGUCUCUCUCCAGUGGCUCGCCCGACACCUCCCCCCUCCAGCAUCAAAUCCAGCCUGUUCAGCAGGUCACCCCGUCUAUCUCCUUGUCUCCCGCAUCUACCAAUUCUUAUGUUCACUCCGGCAUUUCGGGUAAUCUUAAUCACGUGAACUUCCAGCAGCCAUCUGCCGUUCGCACCCGCAAGGUCAUCCCUAUCGUCAACCCCCAUACUGGCAUGACCUUGACAAGCCCGCCUACGUCUAUCUCCCCCGCCUCGAUGCAGAAUGCUCAACGUCGCUGGUGAGGACCGCUAUAUCGCUAGUCGCCAUGUCACUAGCCAAGGGGCUGCGCCCAUCACAUGUCUUCCACUUCGUCCGGCUUCUGCACCAUCGGGUUCCCUAACCGCGGGUCUUAAUUUUCAUUGCCUUGUUUAUUUUUACUUUUUUUUUUGAUAUGGCCAUCGCAUCUCUUACGACUAAACCGAUAUUUCCCCUUUUUUUACACUGCGAUAAAAGGCUAAAUCAGUUUCUCCUGUAUAUACACCCUCCUCCGAUGACGAUCUUGAGCACUUUUAUCUAGAGUGAUGCUUUCGACUUUCUGCGAGCGACGGCGCCUGCGAUUCGAUUUUUGCAUAUUUCACAUUUCAGACGAUACCUUGUUUUCUAUUCUUCGGUUAGGGAAAAUACGUCCUUUUGACCUCGUGGUUUUGGCCGCGGUGAUGUAUAGAAAGUGCGGCGAUCUGCCAUCUUGGCGCGCAUCUUUUUUGGUCCGGAGUUUUUU